Hypanus sabinus (Atlantic stingray) is the source of this 2451-nucleotide messenger RNA. It is a transcript of the gene itgb1bp1, whose product is annotated as integrin beta 1 binding protein 1. The coding region runs from base 154 to 705 and encodes 183 amino acids. Gene Ontology annotation, cellular component: cytoskeleton; cell periphery; ruffle. The transcript has 7 exons. NCBI's taxonomy places the organism in Eukaryota, Metazoa, Chordata, Chondrichthyes, Myliobatiformes, Dasyatidae. Gene Ontology annotation, biological process: negative regulation of substrate adhesion-dependent cell spreading; negative regulation of focal adhesion assembly. The record is from RefSeq and is a predicted model, not a curated record. Gene Ontology annotation, molecular function: integrin binding.
CCCUCCUCCUCAAAGGUCCGUCGGCCCACGGGUCCCCGCCUACCAGCUUCACUGUUUUAACAAGAGGCCGUUCGUUACUCACCCGCUCUGAGCUGGUUUUCAGAACGGGGUUUCAGGUUUUAUUGUUCCUGCUGAUGUGGAAGAUGUUGAGAAAUGUUUCGGAAGGGAAAGAAACGGCACAGUAGUAGCAGUUCUCAAGGCAGUGAAAUCAGCACAAAAAGCAAGUCAGUAGAUUCCAGUUUGGGUGGCCUUUCUAGAUCUAGUACAGUGGCUAGCCUUGAUACAGAUUCCACAAAGAGUUCAGGUCAGAGUAAUAGUAACUUUGACAGCUGUAAUGAAUUUCGAGUGAAGUAUUUGGGUGCUAUUGAAAACUUAAAAGCUGGUUCCAUUGAAUGUCUCCAAGGACCACAAGAUUUGAUUAAUUACAUUGAUUUGGCACAGCAAUAUGGAAAGCUACCAUUUACACCAUCAGAAGAGGAAAGUAUUUUGUGUGUUUCCAAAUAUGGUAUCAAAGUGGCAUCCUCUGAUCAAAUUGACAUUUUGCAUAGGCAUCCAUUGUACUUAAUAGUGCGAGUGAUCUGUUACGAUGAUGGGCUCGGAAUGGGAAAAAGCCUUCUUGCUAUAAAAACCACUGAUGCAAACCAGACAGAGUACAACAUCUGCCUAUAUCAAUGCAAUAGCUUGGACACGUUGCCAGCUUGUUAAGGUUCCUGCAGGGCGGAGCCAGUUGUUAGACAGCUGGAGUCCAGCACGUGGAGAUAAAAAGCAGGUCCGCUGGGACACAGGAAGACACACCUCAAGACAUGCAGUGUGGACACUGAAUGAGCUUUGUGCACCCACAUGAAGGUGGGGUUUUUGGAGGAUCGAUUCGGGGAAAUCGAUAAGUGGCUCACAGUGUGAGAAGGUGCGACCGGUGGGGAACUAUUUGUAUGUCCUCCCUUGCCUGGGUGAUAAUUCCACCACUGAAGAACGGUUGUAUGUAUUAUGGUCAUAGUCGGUGAUCACAACAGGGCUUCGGAAGACAACAGGAAGAUCGAUGGCAACGGCAUCACAUCUCUCUCUCUCUCUCUCUCUCUCCAACGUUACUUAAACAACUACCUCGACCUGAACUGAACUGAAAUGAACUUCACUAUCGUAAGAGUCCAGCCAUUUACCCAUAGAUUUGAAAGAGCCUGGUUUUGGUUCCUAUUUCCACACUUCUGUAUAGAUAAUUACUAACCUAUUUCAUAUAUUUGCAUUCCAUAGUACUGUAUUAUGUAGUUACUAAUAAACACUAUUGGUUUAUAGCAAUACCAAACUCCGAAGUGUUUUCUAUUUCUGCUGGUUCUUUAACUCGGUCACAGGAUACGUGACACUAUAUUGAUAUGGAAUUCAAUAAAUCGGGCAAGAGUGGCCUCAAAAUUGAUUCUUGAAUGGUGUGUUGUCUCCUAGGUGCCAGGAUCCAGGAUGUCACAGCACAGUUACAGAAUUUUCUCAAGCAGGAGUAUAAGCAACCAGAAGUUGUGCAAGGUGGCACAAAUGCCAUGGAUAGAGAAAGAGAUGAGGUCCUGCAGAGUGAAUAUAGAGAAUUACAGAAGUUACAAAACAGUACCUUGAAGAAAGCAUUCUCUGGAUCCCAAGCACCAGGGAGGCAAAUGAGAGGCUGGAAAGUGAUGCAUAAGUCAGUGAUAGCAAAAUGAAUAGGUACAACAGCCAGGAGAAUGGCAGGGAGUUAGGGGAAUCUAUUGGGUUGAACUGUAUUUAUUUCAGAGCAGGAGAUCUGACAGCUAAAGUGGAUGAACUUAGAAUUUGGAUAACUACUUGGAAUACAAUAUUAUAGCCAUGGUUAUAAUAUUGGUUAAGAGAGGGAGGGGCCUAGCAGCUUAAUGUUCCAGGUUACAGUUGCUUUAGGCAGGCUAGAGGUGGAGGAAAGAGAAGAGGGCAAGUAGCAUUUUGAUUAUAGGUCAUGUCAGCGGUAGUCAGAGACGAUAAUACUGAAGGCUUAUCCGGUUAGGCUUCAUGGGUGGAAUUGAGAAAUUAGAAAAGGAUGAUUCUACUGCAAGCUUCCAAAUAGUGAAUGCUAUUUUGGCGAACAAGUAUUUGACCAUAACCAUAAGCCAGAUCAGAAUUAUGCCAUUUGGGCUAUCUUGUCUGCCCAGUCAAUCACAACUGAUAUAUUUUCCUCCUCAACCCCAUUCUCCUGUCUUCUCCCCAUAACUUUUGUUGUCCUUACCAAACAAGAACCUAUUAACUCCAAUUUAAGUAUAUUCAAUUACUUGGCAUCCACAGACAUCUCAAAGUUGUAUUACAUCUAUUGCUGUGGCAAUAGAUCCCAAAGAUACGCCAUCCUCUGGCUAAAGAAAUUCCUCUGCAUUGAGUGGAUAUUGUACAGAGUUAAGUAUAAUAGGGUAUUUAGGUAUUAUAUAGUAGGGUAUUUUAACUUGCUUAAUGUAGACCGGGACAGCUAUAGUC